Bicyclus anynana (squinting bush brown) is the source of this 4745-nucleotide messenger RNA. It is a transcript of the gene Ino80, whose product is annotated as chromatin-remodeling ATPase INO80. Gene Ontology annotation, biological process: DNA repair. The record is from RefSeq and is a predicted model, not a curated record. The transcript has 29 exons. Gene Ontology annotation, cellular component: Ino80 complex. Gene Ontology annotation, molecular function: DNA binding; histone binding; ATP binding. NCBI's taxonomy places the organism in Eukaryota, Metazoa, Arthropoda, Insecta, Lepidoptera, Nymphalidae. Bases 198 to 4601 code for a protein of 1467 amino acids.
GGUCGGCGAUUAUUAUGGCGGGUUCGUGUUUUUUCAACCUCAAAUACGAAAUGAGUAGUUAUGUGCGCCGCUCGGGCGGCGACAUUGACAGCAAUUCGUCGAAUAUUCUCGUUCGCCAUUUUGUAAAUGCUCUACGAUUUUGUGUUAAGUAAUGAAGGUUAGCUCAUCCUGGUGGGGCACAAAUUUGGUCGGUAAGGAUGUCUGAGAAGUGUGUGGUAGGGAAACCAGUGCUCAAACGUCAUGAAGUCGCUAAGCCUAUACACAUCCAGAGGCUGGAAGCCGCCCUAGACAUCAGACCCUUCGUGAGGCAGGUGGAGAAGAUACUGAACUCUGACGGCGGGAGCGACAGUGACGAUGAUUCAGACAACAAAUCCAUGGCAAAUGAGAUGUCGAAAGGCGACAAGAAUAUGCACGGUGUUGUCACUACUAAGCAAGAAAGACAGAGUGACCGCCUCAGGCUAUACAACUUAGCAUCAGUAGGCGAGGAGCGACAGUGGCUGAGGGAUGUGCUGCUGUCUUCAGAGACAGAGUCCAGCAGCGAGGAAGACACUCCAUCUGCUAAAGAGCAGAGGAUACGGAGACUGUUGAAGGAGAGGCACUAUCAUAACAAAUAUGCAAAGGACUAUUAUAAUGACCCUGGAAACUCCCGCUACAUGUACUACGGCGCUGGCCUCCUGUCCACCAUCGACCGCUACCCGGAGCGCAGAGUCAGCAGGCCGGCGCCGGCUGCAGGCUCGCGAGGCCGCCGAGGCCGCCCGGCGGAGCGGGGCGCGGCUAGAGGCUCGCAGAAGCCGAGGAGAGGUCGCGCUAAAGAUGGCCGCGCGUGUGCUGAAGGCAGUGAUGUGCCUGACGGUGUGGACUGGGAAGAGCAACUGAAACAUUUGAAAGAAGAGAAUGACACUGAUGAACUUACAAUCGUCGACAAACCAGGAGUCAGAGGUCGCAAAAAAUUAUCAACCCUCAAAAGUCCAGAAGCUCUGACGGCGCGCCGCAGGCGGCAUUGGCAACUUCUAGUCAAAAAGGAACUCGGCAAAGUUCAAAGAGCGAGGACCGCAACUCACAGGGAACUGAUGCUGCAGAGGAAGAGAUUGGCAACACUCUGCUGCAAACAUUGGCGACAUGUUGCAAUGCAGUCACAAAAGAAUAUGAAAGAAACGGUAUGGAGAUGCAAGAGGCUCAGUCGCGAGAUGCAAGCGUACUGGAGGAGAUACGACCGCGCCGAGAGAGAGACGCGGCGGCGUAUGGAACGUGAGGCCGAGGAACAGAGAAAGAUGGAUGUAGAACUAAUGGAGGCGAAACGCCAACGUCGCAAACUGAACUUCCUCAUAACGCAAACUGAGUUGUACGCGCACUUCAUGCAGAAGAAACUGAAUGCUGGUGAUGGUUGCGAUAGUGAUGCUGACAUGAUCCUCCAACAGCUGGAUGAGGACAGGGACCCCAGGCUCGCUGCCAUUGAUAACUAUGACAGUGAAGCAAUGAAAGCUCGAGCAUCGAAGAACGCCCGGGAAGCGUUCCAAGCGGAGCGGGCGCGGACGCAAGCGCUGGACGCUUCCGACGGCACGGAACGGAGCGAGCGCAGGGGAGACUACGACCAGCCGUCCAUAUUCAACGGCACUCUCAAGGGGUACCAGCUCAAAGGGAUGAACUGGCUCGCGAACCUUUAUGAUCAGGGUAUCAGCGGUAUUCUGGCAGAUGAGAUGGGUCUCGGAAAGACUGUGCAAUGCAUAGCGUUCCUGUGCCACGUGGCCGAGCGACUUGGAGUCUGGGGCCCCUUCCUGGUAGUGUCGCCCGCGUCAACUUUGCAUAAUUGGCAACAAGAGAUGCAACGAUUUGCGAGCGAUUUUAAAGUGGUACCAUACUGGGGCAGUCCGAGUGAACGUAAGAUACUCAGACAGUUCUGGGAACGUAAGGACUUGCACACGCCGCAGGCAGCGUUCCAUGUCGUGGUGACGUCGUACCAGAUUGUCGUAUCGGAUCUCAAGUAUCUCAACCGGGUCUCCUGGCAAUAUAUGAUACUCGAUGAAGCUCAAGCUAUCAAAAGCUCGGCUAGUAUGAGGUGGAAAUUGUUGCUCGGGUUCAGUUGUAGAAAUCGGCUACUGUUAUCAGGAACACCAAUACAAAACAGUAUGGCAGAACUAUGGGCGUUAUUGCAUUUCAUAAUGCCGACACUAUUUGAUUCCCAUGACGAAUUUAAUGAGUGGUUCUCCAAAGAUAUAGAAAGCCAUGCAGAAAACAAAACCACUAUAGAUGAGAAGCACCUUUCCAGGUUGCACAUGAUUCUGAAGCCGUUCAUGUUGAGACGAAUCAAGAAAGACGUGGAGAAUGAACUGUCCGACAAGAUUGAGAUUAUGGUGCACUGCCCUUUGACUAUAAGACAAAAGCUUUUGUAUAUAGCGCUAAAGAAGAAAAUAAAAAUAGAAGAAUUAUUACAUUACUCCGUGGGUGCCGAGUCUGGACAUAAUGUAGAUAAAAAUUUCACUUCCAACCUUAUGAACUUAGUUAUGCAAUUUAGAAAGGUUUGCAAUCAUCCAGAACUAUUCGAAAGGCGUGACGUGCGCUCUCCUUUCGCGAUGCAAAUCGACGACUACCAUUUACCAAAGAUAAUAGCCGAAGAUGGCAUACUUUUACGGAAGAUACCCUCAAAACGACACAUUUUGUACAAUAAACUGUGUGUUCUGACACCUGACCAUGUUCAUAGGAGUAUAUGUGAUGAUUUGUACAGUUGUUUUGCGUUUAUGAGGUUCAUGGAUCUGUCUCCCAUGGAGAUGUAUAGAGUUAUGGUGUGCGGUUGGUUGUAUGCAAUGUUACACAUUGAAAAAAGUCUAGAUAAGUAUGAGAAGCUACGCCAUAGACAACAGUGGUGGUUGUCUAUGAGUACACCACAUACUGAGGUGAAACAAGAGAUAGACAGUGACGCGUGUGCGAGCGGGACAGACUACGACAGUGGCACAGACUAUGAUAGAGUUAACAGUAAAGACUUAUUUUUGAUAUGUCCCAAUGGUGAUGUGUUGAGGAAGAGGAAACACGAUUGUCUUCUGUGGAGGGAGUUUUUGUUUACAGACCCACUUUGGAUUGACGGUGGUCCAUUCUACAUCCACACUGAGCAAAUACUGCACUACACGCCCGAGACGGUAGAGCAUCGCGCUCUGAGGACUAGGAACUUAAAGAAUAUGGAGGGACAAACAGAAAUGCUGAGCGAAAUAAAAACCGAAGAGGGCGGUGUCAUAGCAGUGGUUCCGCAGAUGACCGAGAUACCGGAGUUCCCCCACGUGGAGCGCGCGCCCAGAGUGUACCGCGAUGUGCCCACGCCUUUACCGGCCUUCCUGUGUACCGCGCAGCCUAAGGUGCAAGCACCGACGCGCGCGCCAUUCGCAGUGUCGCGGCGCUUCGCCCACCACUGCGCGCGGCACCAGCAUGGCGAGAGCGCGGAGGGCUCUACCACGCUCGCCCGUCUGGUGGCCGCCGCGCGCCCGCCGCAGGGCUGGGCUUCGCUACAGGUGCCAGAUAAGAACCAGCUGGUGAGCGAUGCUGGCAAGCUGACAGUGCUAGACUCGUUGCUGCGACGGCUCAAGGAGCGCGGACACCGAGUACUGAUAUACAGCCAGAUGACCAAGAUGAUAGACCUGCUCGAGGAAUACAUGUGGCACCGCAAACACAAAUACAUGCGGUUGGACGGAUCCAGCAAGAUCUCCGCGCGACGAGACAUGGUCGCCGAUUUCCAGGCUCGGGCAGACAUAUUUGUAUUCCUGCUGUCGACUAGAGCGGGUGGUCUUGGCAUCAAUCUGACUGCUGCGGAUACUGUGAUAUUCUACGACUCUGACUGGAACCCAACGGUGGACCAGCAAGCCAUGGACCGCGCGCACCGGCUGGGGCAGACCAAGCAGGUCACCGUCUACAGACUCAUCUGCAAGGGCACCAUUGAGGAGCGGAUCAUGCAGAGGGCGAGGGAAAAGAGUGAGAUCCAGAGGAUGGUCAUAAGCGGCGGCAACUUCAAGCCGGACACGCUGAAGCCCAAGGAGGUGGUGUCGCUGCUAUUGGACGACGAUGAGAUUGAACUCAAGUAUCGUCAGAAAUCUGAAGAAAAGAAAAUCAUUGAAGAGAGAGAACGCAAGAGGAAGUUAGGAAUUCUACCGCAGGCGGCAGUGAUAGAGCCGAAGCGGUCGCGCGAGUCCUCCGAGCCAGGCAGUCCGCUGCAAGUGGACGACGACAGCGACCAACUGCACAUCGACGCCUCGCCGCAACCGCAUCUGCCGUACUCCCCGCCCAUGAGAUCCAGCUGGGCCAAUAGCAGAUCGUCCCGCGGAGCGCGUCGCGGUCGUCCGCGCGGAUCUCGGCACGCGAUUGGUCGCCGCGCCGAGGCCACGCCCACCGACCAGCCGCCCGCCUCCGCUUCCGCCGCCGCCGUAGCCGCACGAGCGGGCGCAGCGCUGUUAGAGUCGGACGGGCCGCUGGAGGCGCUGGAGGCGGCAGCGGGCGAGGCGCGCGGGCGCCGGGGCCCGGGCCGGCCGCGCCUGCGCACCCCGGCCCGCGCCGCGCGCCCCAGCCGCCGCGCGCGCCGGCCCCGCGAGCCGUUGCUGGUGCCGCUGGCGCCGCCGCCCUAGCCCCGCGCGCGCCCGCACCCCGGGACCGGAUUAUGACAAUAAUCAAGAGGACAGUAAUUAAGUGGUUUACUCGUGAUGACCCACCUUUAGAAGUGUUGUUACAAAAUAGAUUCAUAAUUCGACUUAUUAGUGCAAUACAAUAGG